Messenger RNA from Pleurotus ostreatus (oyster mushroom), 1086 nucleotides. RefSeq lists its product as uncharacterized. The transcript is spliced from 7 exons. The coding region runs from base 1 to 1086 and encodes 361 amino acids. The record is from RefSeq and is a predicted model, not a curated record. Lineage: Eukaryota; Fungi; Basidiomycota; Agaricomycetes; Agaricales; Pleurotaceae.
AUGUAUUUGCUGCCAACCACGCUCUUUUGCUUCCUGCUACUCUCAUCGACCGUCAAGGCUGGCACCCAGACCGAAGGGCAAUCUUGCGACGUUAACAACAACCGCCUACAAAUCGGAACGUAUCAAUUCUGGAGCGAUUGCGACUCUCAGACAUACUGCACUGCUCGGGGUACCUGUGCGAAGAGAGGGUGCAGACAAGACGACUUCCCAUUCGGUUACGCCCCGGACGAUGAACUACCACGAAAGUGCCCUCGCGGCGAGUUCUGCCCUGACGAAAUGAGUGAAUGCCAGGUUUUGUUGCCAGUAGGCAGCGAAUGCCAACUCAACCGCGACGAUCAAUGCGAAGCACCCCCAAACUUUCCAGAACUCGCUGACGACAGCGACCGCGGUAUCAACUUCAAUGGGUCUGUGUGCCUUAAGAACAUUUGCAUGUGGGCCAACGUUACUGAGGGCGACACCUGUAUCGUGGAGAAUACUUUCUAUAUCGCCUACAGCGCUGAUGGCGAAUUCCCUGACAUUCGAUCCCGUGGCAACUGUCGGUUGGGACUGUACUGCGAUGGCACGUCUCUGAAAUGUCUGAAGGAGAAGGCAAUUGGGGACUCAUGUACCGCGGACAAAGAAUGCGCAUCAUGGAAUUGCGAGCCGAGCGGGAAAUGUGGAAUCGGUGCUGAUGUCCCUCGUCGCCUCGCCAUUUGGGUCUAUAUUGUUGUUGGCAUUUGUAUCUUUGGUGGCAUGUUUGGCACACUUGUCGGCCUAUUCUUUUGGCACAGCAAGCAGCGUGAUGCGGAUCGCGAGAAGCGUGUCCAAUAUUGGCGCGAGCAGAAUGCGUUCCAUCAAAAUUUGAUGCAAAUGCGCGAGACCGCCCGUGCGUCCAUUAUUUCUCCUAAUCAAAAUGGGAUCAGCAGCGCAAGAAGCACCAUAUACAGUCGCGACGGCGCACUAUCCGACGAGUCUCAAGCACCCAUAAUGCAGAACGCGGCACCAAAGGCCUCAUCAGGUCUGCGUAACUACUUGACCGAAGACAAUAGCUCGGAUUACGAAGAUGGCAUGAUGAUGCAGACCACUGACAGGAAGAACCGUUUUUAA